Molecule: messenger RNA, 1044 nt
Organism: Lagenorhynchus albirostris (white-beaked dolphin)
Lineage: Eukaryota; Metazoa; Chordata; Mammalia; Artiodactyla; Delphinidae
Product: olfactory receptor 2C1
Exons: 3
Biological process (GO): G protein-coupled receptor signaling pathway
Cellular component (GO): membrane
Molecular function (GO): olfactory receptor activity; G protein-coupled receptor activity
Source: RefSeq, a predicted model, not a curated record
AUGGAAAGGGCCAACAGCAGCUCCUUGGAGAGCUUUAUUCUGAUGGGUGUAUCUGACCAUCCCCAGCUGGAGAUAAUCUUUUUUGUAGUCAUCCUCUUCUCCUACUUGCUGACCCUUGUUGGGAACUCAACCAUGAUCCUGCUUUCCAGCCUGGAUGCCCGGCUCCACACACCCAUGUACUUCUUCCUCAGCAACUUCUCCUCCCUGGAUCUUGCUUUUACUACUAGCUCAGUCCCCCAAGUGCUGAUCAUCUUGUGGGGAUCAGACAAGACCAUCAGCUAUGGUGGCUGUGUGACCCAACUCAAUGUUUUCCUCUGGCUAGGGGCUACUGAGUGCAUCCUGCUGUUGGUGAUGGCAUUUGACUACUAUGUCAUGGUGUGCUGGCCCCUGCACUACACCACCAUCAUGAACCCCUGGCUCUGCUGGCUGCUGGCUGCCAUUGCCUGUUUGGGUGGCUUGGGCAACUCUGUGGUCCAGUCAACCUUCACUCUGCAGCUCCCUUUGUGAGGGCACCAGAGGGUGGACAGCUUCCUGUGUGAGGUGCCCGCCAUGAUCAAACUAGCCUGUGGAGACACAAGUCUCAAUGGUGUCUGCACCUUCUUCACCACUGUCCCAUUAAGCAUCAUCCUGAUCUCCUACUGCUACAUAGCUCAGGCAGUGCUGAAGAUCCACUCGGCCAAGGGACAGAGAAAGACCUUUAACACGUGCCUCUCUUAUCUGGUGGUGGUACUCCUCUUUUAUGGCUCUUCUAUCUAUGGGUAUCUGCUUCCAGCUAAGACCAGCAACCAGGCCAAAUUCAUUUCCCUCUUCUACUCUGUGGUCACACCCAUGGUGAACCCUCUCAUUUACACUCUGAGGAACAAGGAGGUGAAGGGGGCGCUGAGGAGGCUGCUGGGGAAAAGCCGAGCCGAGGACGAGCAGCAGGACUGCGAGGAGGCUGGAGCUGAUGAUGGUGAAAGCGAGGAUUCGCCUGUGAUGGUGUCAGCGAUGACAUGGGCACAGUCUCACCCAGGACCCCAGGAGUCCUGGCUGUUCCCAAACUGA